AUGGCCGAGACGAAGCGGAGCGCCGCGAAGAGCUGGCUCGUCACCUUAGGAUAUGUCAUCGCCGCGGGAGUCGCGCUCGCGACCGGCCGCCGCGAGGGUAAGCGCGGACGACGCUCGAAGGAGGGAUCCGGCGGGAAAGGACGACGCGGGCGCGGACCUCCCGUCGGCGGUGGCCAUCGUCACGCGCACGGCGAGACCCGCGGAGAGGAUCCCGGCGCGAUGGCCGCGCAUCUCGCGGCGAUGGGCGACGAGGAGUGGUACCCGGCGCCCAUGCGGAAGGGCGACAUGACCGUCGCGCAGCUCAAACGCCACGACGGCUCCGACCUCGGCAUCCCCAUCCUCCUGGCAGCCAAGGGUCGCGUCUACGACGUCACCAGGGGGCGCGAUUUCUACGGCCCCGGGGGCGCCUACGCCAACUUCGCCGGCAUCGACUGCUCCCGCGCGCUCGCCAAGAUGAGCCUGCGACGCGACGACCUCAGCGGGGACGUAUCGGACGCCACCGAAGCGGACCUUACCGUGCUCGACGACUGGGUGAGAAAGUUCGAGGACAAGUAUCCGCUCGUGGGAAGGCUGAUCGACGGCGAUUACAACGGGCCCAGGUGA
This is a messenger RNA of Micromonas commoda, 603 nucleotides long. RefSeq lists its product with no specific name. The transcript has a single exon. Bases 1 to 603 code for a protein of 200 amino acids. Gene Ontology annotation, cellular component: membrane; endomembrane system. The record is from RefSeq and is a predicted model, not a curated record. Lineage: Eukaryota; Viridiplantae; Chlorophyta; Mamiellophyceae; Mamiellales; Mamiellaceae.